Molecule: messenger RNA, 1973 nt
Organism: Anas platyrhynchos (mallard)
Lineage: Eukaryota; Metazoa; Chordata; Aves; Anseriformes; Anatidae
Gene: GDE1
Product: glycerophosphodiester phosphodiesterase 1
Biological process (GO): N-acylethanolamine metabolic process; ethanolamine metabolic process; phospholipid metabolic process
Cellular component (GO): plasma membrane
Molecular function (GO): glycerophosphodiester phosphodiesterase activity
Source: RefSeq, a predicted model, not a curated record
UCGCAGCCCUGCCCCGCGCCGCCUCCUCACGGCGCCGCCGCCAUCGCCGCGGCGCUGAGGUGAGGCGGCGGGGCUCGGGGCCGUGCUCGGCCCGUUGCCGCCGCCAUGUUGUGCCGCGGGGACGGGCUGCUGGGCUCCCUCACGGCGCUGCUGGUGGCGCUGCUGGCGCUGAGCCGCAGCCCGGCGCUGUCGUGCGUGCUGCCGGCCGGCCUCUACCUCCUGCUGCACCUCUGCAGCCUGGAGCCCGCCGCCCCGCAGAGCGCCCAGCGCGUCCUCAAGCCCCGCGGCACCGCCGCCCGCAUCGCCCACCGCGGCGGGGCGCACGACGCGCCCGAGAACACGCUGGCGGCCAUCCGACAGGCAGCUGAGAAUGGAGCAACAGGUGUUGAGCUGGAUCUUGAAUUUACCGCCGAUGGUGUUCCCAUUCUAAUGCAUGAUGAAACAGUCGAAAGAACAACUGAUGGGUCUGGCAGACUGCGUGACUUGACUUUUGAUGAAAUUAGGAGGCUUAAUCCAUCUGCAAAACACAGGCUAUGGAGCAAAUUUCAGGGUGAAAAGGUACCAACUCUGAGAGAAGCUGUUGUGGAGUCUAUGCAUCACAACCUUACAAUCUACUUUGAUGUCAAAGGCCAUGCAAAUCAGGCAGUUGAUGCCCUAAAACAACUCUACCUGGAAUUUCCUCGUUUGUAUAACAGCAGCAUAGUCUGUUCUUUCAUGCCAGAUGUUGUUUAUAAGAUGAGACAAGCUGAUAGAAAUGUGGUAACAGCCCUGACACACCGGCCUUGGCACCUGAGUCAUCUUGGAAAUGGGACGCCUCGUUUCGAUUCCUUCUGGAAACAUUAUUUAUAUAUGAUGAUGGAUGUCAUUCUAGAUUGGAGCUUACACAGUUUCUUAUGGAGAUUAUGUGGGGUUUCAGCCUUCCUCAUACAGAAAAAUUUUGUUUCUCAAGAUUAUGUGAGGCACUGGUCUUCAAAAGGUAUUCAAGUGGUUGCCUGGACAGUGAACACAUUUGCAGAAAAAAUAUAUUAUGAAAACGUCCUUGAAUCCAGCUACAUCACAGACAGCUUGGUAGAAGACUGUGAUCCUCAUUACUAGGCCUGUAAUUACUUAUUCACCACCUUAAAGAAGCUCUCUUACUCAGGCAGGUCUGAAUUCACCAUCAAGACAGUAUCCACUAAUGCAGAUUGGACUACUAACGAUAGUUCUGGGAAGAAGAACAGUAUUUUACUUCUGCUAUGUGAUCAGGUCUUGAAUGCAGGAAAACCUUCUGGUGCAACACUGAGCAAAGCUGACGUACCACCAUUGGUAGUCUGGGGAAAUCACAUUGUAAUGUGAAAGGGUCAUUUUUGAUAAGAUAACUGGGCAAUCUUUAUAUGUGCAGAUUGCUUUAUUAUUCCUUUGCAUUGUUUAAAUCUUGGUUAUAAAGUCAUAUCAGCCUUUUUGAUGGCAUAAUGUAAAAUUGCACUUUGAUUCUAGUACUUGAAACAGUUUGUUCUAUAACUGUGUAAUAAUUUGAGGUUUAUUUACAGUAUCUUAAAAGCAUCUACACUAUUGUUAUGAAAACAAUGGUGAAAAUGGUGCCAAAAUAGAGGGCGAGUGUAUUUCCCUCCACUGCAUGGAAAAAUGGCUGUAUUGCAUCUUAACAGGGACAGAAAAGCCAACAAUCCAUGUUCUUUGUGAAGACUAUGAGAAUUAAUGAUUAAAACUUGAUUAUCUUCUUAUGUUCCAGUCUUUUUAAAAGCACCAAGGGAGGCUAGAUUACUUCUAUUAAUACUGCACAUCAGUGUAUUUAUUUUUAAAAUCAAGGUACAUACCGAGUGCUGCUAGUGGUAGAAUAAAUAGAGCUGUCUUUUUUUCUUUGCUAAUUGUUUGCAUGAUUGAAGGACAUUCACAAGGAUACAUAAGAAUCUGUAAUCCAGAUUUAACUUGAAAUAAAAAAAGAUUCUGCGGUCACAAUAAACAAGUAUCUGAUA